Cynoglossus semilaevis (tongue sole) is the source of this 1221-nucleotide messenger RNA. It is a transcript of the gene cdc123, whose product is annotated as cell division cycle 123 homolog (S. cerevisiae). NCBI's taxonomy places the organism in Eukaryota, Metazoa, Chordata, Actinopteri, Pleuronectiformes, Cynoglossidae. Gene Ontology annotation, cellular component: cytoplasm. The record is from RefSeq and is a predicted model, not a curated record. The transcript has 14 exons. Bases 190 to 1221 code for a protein of 343 amino acids.
GACUCGACAACAUCGUACUUCUCGUUGUUUGUUAGUAACUGAAGAGAAAUAUAAUUUUUAAAAAACCACGGUGAAAAUAUAAGGAUUUACCACAAACCCUGUAACACACAGUCCACAACGUCCGGAAGAAGGCGGGAAGGUCGGACACAAUUGGCUGACGGACUCUUCUCCAUUACAGGAUAUUGCAGCAUGAAGAAAGAGCAAGUUGUCAGCUGUCAGUUCUCGGUUUGGUAUCCUAUAUUCAAAAAGCUUACAAUUAAAAGCCGUAUUCUCCCACUGCCUCAGGAUGUAAUAGAGUAUUUACUGGACGAUGGGACACUGGUAGUCUCUGGGAGUGACCACGACACACAGCAGGUGUUCAAUAACAACAGCUCUGAUGUAGAGGAAGACGUUCAGUGGUCAGAUGAUGAAACUACCACCACUGUCACAGCUCCCGAGUUCCCAGAAUUCACCUCCAAAGUGCUGGAGGCAAUAAAUGCCCUGGGCGGCAGUGUCUUCCCCAAACUGAACUGGAGUGCCCCAAGAGAUGCUAACUGGAUAGCUCUGAACAGUUCUCUACAGUGUCACAGCCUCAGUGACAUAUUUCUGCUUUUUAAAAGCUCUGACUUCAUCACUCACGACCUCACGCAGCCGUUCCUUCAGUGCAGUGACCAGGACUCUCCAGAUCCAGUCAUCAAAUAUGAGCUGGUCCUGAGACGGUGGAGUGAGCUGAUUCCUGGAGGAGAGUUCCGCUGCUUUGUCAAAGAAAACAAACUGAUCGCCAUCUCCCAGAGAGACUACACACAGUUCUACCAGCACAUCCUGAAGCAGGAGCAGCAGAUCCGUCAGGCUCUGCAGGACUUCUUCUCCCAGCACGUCCAGUUCAGGUUCCCAGGAGAAGACUUCGUGUUGGACGUCUACAGAGACAGCAACGGUAAGGUGUGGCUGAUCGACCUGAACCCAUUUGGAGAAGUGACCGACUCUCUGCUCUUCACCUGGGAGGAGUUAACAUCUGGAGGAGGCCAGUCCCAGCAGCAGGAGGACCUGGUUUUCCGUUACACCACCAGUGAGGUGACGGUGCAGCCCAGUCCGUGUCUGAGCUACAGAAUCCCACGAGACUUCGUGGACCUCUCCACUGGAGAAGACGCCUACAAACUCAUCGACUUCCUGAAACUGAAGAAAAAUCAACAGGAAGAGGAGGAGGAAGAGGAGGGGGGAGUCACUGUGACAUCUACUGACUGA